This is a messenger RNA of Salvia hispanica, 1372 nucleotides long. RefSeq names its product Ca2+ activated outward rectifying K+ channel 5 (gene KCO5). Gene Ontology annotation, biological process: potassium ion transmembrane transport; stabilization of membrane potential. Gene Ontology annotation, molecular function: outward rectifier potassium channel activity; potassium ion leak channel activity; calcium ion binding. Lineage: Eukaryota; Viridiplantae; Streptophyta; Magnoliopsida; Lamiales; Lamiaceae. The record is from RefSeq and is a predicted model, not a curated record. Gene Ontology annotation, cellular component: plasma membrane; plant-type vacuole membrane.
UUGGAUUUUUCUUCCGUCUUCGAAAAACACUCCGCUGUAAAUUGAGCGGCGCAGGCAGCCCUUCCUAUUCGCCGCCCUCUUUUCCUCCUCAGCCCAAAACUCACUGAUCGAUUGAUGAAUGGAAGCGGCGGAGCCCUUACUGUUAUCCACCUCAUCUCCCAAUAUCUGUGAUUUCGUCAUCACUCUCCAUUCUCCCCUUUCCCAAACCCAAUCCUUGGACGCAAACCCUAACUUUUACCAACAACACGAUGACGAAGAAGAAUCCGAGCCUCCGCCGCCUCCACCGUCCUCCUGCGGCCGGAAGAAAAUUCAGCGCAGUAAAACCGCCCCGGCGAUGAUCGUCAUGAAGGAUUACCGGUCUCAUCCCGCCGACGGCGACGCCAAUUUCGAAUCCGAUUCCCCUUCGCUCGUUCGCCAAGCUGCAAUUCUGCUUGUUUUGUACCUAGCCUUAGGCAUCGUGAUCUACUCCUUCAACCGCGACCACUUCUCCGGCAUUGAGACUCACCCCGUCGUCGACGCGCUCUACUUCUCCAUCGUCACCAUGUGCACAAUCGGCUACGGCGACAUCGCCCCCACCACCCCCAUCGCGAAGGUGUUCGCCUGCGUUUUCGUGCUCGUCGGAUUCGGAUUCAUCGAUAUUCUCCUCAGCGGCGUCGUCAAUUACGUGCUGGAUUUGCAGGAGAACAUCAUCCUCGCCGGAAUCAAGCCUUCGCCGGCGCCGGCGAAGGCGAAGGGCUUCUCGGCGCGGAAUUACAUAGUCGAUGUGGCGAAGGGGAGGAUGAGGAUCCGAUUGAAGGUCGGAUUAGCCCUAGGCGUGGUGGUGCUGUGCAUCGGGAUCGGCAUCCUGUUCCUCCACUUGGUGGAGCGCCUCAAUUGGGUGGAUUCCGUUUACCUAUCGGUGAUGUCGGUGACGACGGUGGGGUACGGCGACAAGGCGUUCAGGACUAUAACGGGGAGGCUGUUUGCAUCGGUGUGGCUGCUGCUGUCGACGCUGGCGGUGGCGCGUGCGUUUCUGUACCUGGCGGAGGCUAGGGUUGACAAGAGGCAUCGGAAAAUUGCGAAUUGGGCGCUGCAUCGGGAAAUCACGGUGGAGGAUUUGUUCGCUGCUGACCUCAACAACAACGGCUUCAUUAGUAAAUCGGAGUAUGUCAUCUACAAAUUGAAGGAGAUGGGGAAGAUUAAAGAGAAGGAUAUUAUGCAGAUAUGCGAUCAGUUCAACAAACUUGACCAGAAUAACUCCGGCAAGAUCACUCUUCCUCACCUGCUCCAGAAUCCUCUAUAGCAUUUGUGUUGUUUGUACACUCAUUGUGGGAUUUAAUUAAUGUAUGCAUAUACAAACUGAACUUAUUUGAUUGACAAAUUAUUUGUUACA